UCUCUCGCGCUACUGUGGGAGGGGUGCAGUAGGUGGUGCCCAAGCGUGGGGAAAGAGCGAGGCGUGCGUCGUCGCGCAGGCGCAUUGGCGGACGACGGGCCCUGUGUUUCCAAAAUGGCCGCAGCGAUGGAUGUGGAUACCCCGAGCGGCACCAACAGCGGCGCGGGCAAAAAGCGGUUCGAAGUGAAAAAGUGGAAUGCGGUAGCCCUGUGGGCCUGGGACAUUGUGGUUGAUAAUUGUGCCAUCUGCAGAAACCACAUUAUGGAUCUCUGCAUAGAGUGCCAAGCCAACCAGGCAUCUGCAACAUCCGAAGAGUGCACCGUGGCCUGGGGAGUCUGCAAUCACGCGUUUCACUUUCACUGUAUCUCUCGCUGGCUGAAAACGCGGCAGGUGUGUCCGCUGGACAACAGAGAGUGGGAAUUCCAAAAGUAUGGACACUAGAAGAAUUUUUCCGAUGUAACUGUUACUCACUCAUCAAGCGACCUACUUCGUAUUGUUAUAAGUUAGAUAGGACUGUGUCCUUCCCCGUCGUCUUUCAGUUUGCUGUCCCCUGCCCAUAGUUCUCAAAUAAAGUUCUGUUGGGUUA
This is a messenger RNA of Cavia porcellus (domestic guinea pig), 586 nucleotides long. It is a transcript of the gene Rbx1, whose product is annotated as ring-box 1. Bases 115 to 441 code for a protein of 108 amino acids. The record is from RefSeq and is a predicted model, not a curated record. Gene Ontology annotation, biological process: protein ubiquitination; ubiquitin-dependent protein catabolic process. The transcript is spliced from 5 exons. NCBI's taxonomy places the organism in Eukaryota, Metazoa, Chordata, Mammalia, Rodentia, Caviidae. Gene Ontology annotation, molecular function: zinc ion binding; cullin family protein binding; ubiquitin protein ligase activity. Gene Ontology annotation, cellular component: cullin-RING ubiquitin ligase complex; nucleus.